AUGACUCUCCUUGGUCAGCACGAGUACGUCGAGUAUUCUCCCUUGUUCAUUGCUAUGGAUCCUCGCGUCAAUCCAAAUGCCUACGGUACCUACGUUUACCAAUCUAGUGAUCCUAGAACUGUUGAUGCAUCGACAUCAUGGGGAAUGUACUCUCCAACGUAUGCACAUUCGACUAUCGCAGUCGCUCAAGGAAAAGAGCAUUUACAAUCGGCAACUUCCGCCCUCAUGUCUCUGCAGUCCGAACCAUCUCAUACGCCCGAUCAAUAUGGUCCGAUACGACCACUCGAACGCCAUAGAUCGAGUCAACCUCAAAGCGAGCGCCAAAAUCAGGACGAUUGGCGGCUGGAUCACAACCAGGCCACACCUAGUUCGCUGUUGGGAUUCGAUUCUCAGUUACGGUCUAAUCCACCGUUUGGCGGGCAAGGCAAUUAUUUACAGGGAGCACACCGUUGGGCAUCUAAUGAAUCAUCUCCUUCGACACCUACCCCGGGACCAGCGACCGAUGGCCCUUCUUAUUUAUCGGGAACAAAUCCAACAACAAAUUAUUCCUCAUUAGUAACACAUGCACCCCAACCCCUCCAUGCGCAGUCCGCUUCUACUGGCUCUCAGUUUAUGGCACUUCGUUCUGACCAGUUCCCUCCCGCACUUUCGCCACCCACCAUUCUGCCUCCACAUCAUAAUAACGGAGGAACAGCCUCUGCUUCAUCCCAGCCCCCGAAUCUCCGAAGACGUUCUUCAACCUCCAAUUCUGUCUCGAGCUCGAACAAUCCACCUGGCUCAUCAUUGGGCCUUCAUGUGGCGGAAUCCAUCAAGGGAUACAAUAAUCCCGAGUCUUCAAAUGCUAAACUUGCCAGGAACAGAGGCACUCUGAAUUUGACCAGUGACUCGGGAUCCAGUUCAAUCGUCAGAGAAAAACCAAAAUUGUUGACUAAGGAUCAAAAAAAGCGUAAUCAUAUUCACUCGGAACAAAAGCGGCGAGCUACGAUUCGCCACGGAUAUGCUCUACUCUGCGAAGAGGUGCCUAGCUUACGCAUGGCAAUAGCAGCGGCCGAAGCGGACGAUGUUGAACAUGCGGCUGACGGAGAAGGGCGGCGCCGACGCAGGUCCCGUGCUCGAUCGUCAGCUACUGAUGGGGAAAGGAUAGACGGUCGGGCUGGGCCCCGGAGCGAGAGCGUGGUUCUCAUCAAGACAAUCGAUCAUCUCAAGGACCUACUCGCGACUAGACAGGAAUUAAUAUCUCGCGUGCAGGAGUUGCGGGCGGGAGAUCCCGGAGGAGACUCACCCUGGGAGCGAACUUGGGGGGGAGGGACAGGUCUCGCUCCUGAAGGUGUGGAUGACGACGGGGAAGAAGACGGGGAGGGAGAGAGCGACGAAGCUGAUAAUUGA
Molecule: messenger RNA, 1386 nt
Organism: Rhizoctonia solani
Lineage: Eukaryota; Fungi; Basidiomycota; Agaricomycetes; Cantharellales; Ceratobasidiaceae
Product: HIT domain-containing protein
Exons: 3
Coding region: 1-1386 (461 amino acids)
Biological process (GO): regulation of transcription by RNA polymerase II
Molecular function (GO): DNA-binding transcription factor activity, RNA polymerase II-specific; RNA polymerase II cis-regulatory region sequence-specific DNA binding; protein dimerization activity
Source: RefSeq, a predicted model, not a curated record